Messenger RNA from Lathyrus oleraceus (garden pea), 579 nucleotides. RefSeq lists its product as uncharacterized. The record is from RefSeq and is a predicted model, not a curated record. Bases 1 to 579 code for a protein of 192 amino acids. Lineage: Eukaryota; Viridiplantae; Streptophyta; Magnoliopsida; Fabales; Fabaceae. The transcript has a single exon.
AUGCAAGGAGAAUUUGAAAUGUCCAUGAUGGGUAAGUUGAACUACUUCCUUGGGUUGCACAUCAAACAAACAAAGGAUGGCAUAUUCAUCAAUCAAUCUAAAUACUGCAAAGAACUUCUCAAAAGAUUUGACAUGGAUGCUUGCAAAGAUAUAGCCACUCCGAUGGGAUUAGGGACAUAUCUUGAUCAGGAUGAAUCCGGAACACCAAUUGACAUAACUAAAUAUCGAGGUAUGAUUGGUUCGUUGUUAUAUCUAACGGCUAGUCGACCUGAUAUUAUGUUUAGUGUUUGUUUAAGUGCUCAAUUUCAAGCAUCUCCAAAGGAAUCUCAUCUCUCCGCUGUAAAGAGAAUAAUGAAGUAUCUCAAAGGAACAUCCAAUGUCGGUUUAUGGUACCCCAAAGGUAGUAUAUGUAGUGUUGUUGGUUUUUCUGAUGCAGAUUAUGCAGGAUGCAAAACAGACAGAAAAAGCACGAGUGGAACUUGUCACAUUUUUGGAAAUACACUAGUCUCAUGGUCGUGUAAAAAGCAAGCGAGUGUGGCUCUCAGCACCACUGGUAGUUGUUGUUCUCAAAUUCUUUGA